Molecule: messenger RNA, 2601 nt
Organism: Cyphellophora europaea CBS 101466
Lineage: Eukaryota; Fungi; Ascomycota; Eurotiomycetes; Chaetothyriales; Cyphellophoraceae
Exons: 1
Coding region: 1-2601 (866 amino acids)
Biological process (GO): dolichyl monophosphate biosynthetic process
Cellular component (GO): endoplasmic reticulum membrane
Molecular function (GO): dolichol kinase activity
Source: RefSeq, a predicted model, not a curated record
AUGAAACAUCUGAGCCCACCCGACGAACGCCGUCACCGCAGCGAUGGCCCCAACUCAGAAGAGACUCGGUCGAGAUUUGCGCUCGAGCGAUCACCGCACCCAUAUCUGCGUCGCUCCGAGACCUUGAAACAGGACGAUGCUCAGAAAGCCUCUCCCACCUCUUCCAACCCGUCUAGUCGAUCCGAAUCUACCGAAAGUGGUACAGAGGCCGAUGAUGAGAAAGGCCUUCUUCUCAGAGGGCUGCCGGCUCCACCUCUACGUUCCCACAAGGGCCUGAGGGGCUCUACACCGCGUGGACUAAGCCCGGCGCUGAGCCCGUUGCCUACCCCGCCGGCCACCAAGGAGCUAUCCUUCUUUGACACCAAAAGUGAGCAGGAUGUACGUGACGAGUUGGAAAGGCGUCGGAAGCAAGAAUCAUAUCGCCAGCGGAAGAAGGCCGAACUCGUUCGACGAUCAACGGAGACAUUACUGCUGCUAGCCAUGAUCUUGAUAAUUUGGGAGUCCGCUGGCGGCAUCGGACAGCUACGACCAUGGACAGGCGAGAUCUGUCUCGCGGCACUGGUUCCAGUUGCGUUCUAUACUCUGUACCCUCUGCGCCAGACGCAGCGCCAAUACCACCUCGGCAGGCCAUUCACAAGAGCUCUACGGGCGGGCUUCUACAUUCCCUCCAGGUUCGACCCUGGCCCGCUUCUAUAUCCAGUCAUCCUCCCCACUACCAUCGCAAUAUCGUUGUACGGUCAGAACCCGGCGUAUUUACCGUUGAGUCUCGCCUGUGGGCUGGCCUCGCUUCCAGAAGUGGUAACAUGGAUAUAUCCUGAACCUGAGCUGGUUUGGUAUUUGCGGUGGUGCUCGACCCUAGUGCCCUGGUCCAACCUGCUGCAGGAGUCCCUCUUUGGAAUGAAUAGCGGCCCCAUCUCGCUCAAGCUCGACGAUUUUCUAGAAGCAGAAGAUCUGACACUCAUAUUCCCGCUCCAUCGAUUCCUCCGCUCUUCGCUGGAGUACUUGACGACGACCAGCCUUGACCCUGCGGAGCUCGAGUUAUUGGCUACUGGCCUCAUUCACCUCCUUGUCUUCGCCCAGUCGCCUCAGGCUCAGGUAUUGAAGUCUGUUCUGUGGCUAGGCGGACUCAGUAUCUUUGUCACUUGCCGCCACCUUAUGCAAUGGGAGGUCGAGCUCGCACGCAUCCCUCGUUGGAGGUUCGCAAAGGUCCCACACAAAAGCGCCUUGUCCCACCGACUUCAAAGAGCAUUUUCUGCAUUCAUGUCCGAGCCCGUGCCAACGUCGGAGAGCUCCGACGAUGACAUUGACAAUCGAGCAAAGCCGCAGCCAAAGUCCUUGAAGCGUGUCCGGACUCUCGCUGACCCCUGUGUGUCCGUCAAAGCACGCCAAUCGAUCAAAGUAGCCAUCAACGGCAGCGUCCUAGCGCCUCGUCGACGAAACACUAUAUCCGACCUUGAUUCAACCACGAAAGACGCGGUCGAGAAACGAUCAGCGCGGCACAGGCAGAUCCCAUCCUCGCCAUUCCUGUCCCUGACAUGGCAACAGGCGCGGAUACGCAAGUAUCUCUAUGCGGCAGUUGUAUACCUCAUCGUCUUGGUAAUUAUCAUGGGACCAGUUCGAUACUAUGUUGGUGUUCGUGCACUACAUGGCAAUGAAGCAUUUGGAUGGGCUGGUGGCUAUCUCUUCGGCAGCCUCCCAUUCUUUCGUGGCUUGGUCCACGACCUCAACCUCGCAUGGUGGAUCCGCUUGCCACCUAUGCCAGACGCCUACACCACCAUAUUGCCCAACACGAUCGAGCGUCUCAUCACGCUCGUUUCCUUCCCCGCAAACGUGAGACUCUGCCUCGGCGCCUAUUGCAUCCUGGUCAUCUCACUUGGUAUCAUUGCAGUGCUGCAACUUACUGCUUACGUUGAAGUCGACACCCGCCGCAAGGUCUUCCACGGCGUCAUGGUGGUCAUGCUUCUCCCAACCAUUUUUGUCGACCCUUGCUACCUCGCACUGGCUUUGGGAUUGAUCCUCGCCCUCUUUCUCCUGCUUGAUCUGUUCCGCGCCGCGCAGCUACCACCUGUCUCGCGACCGCUCACCAACUUUCUGGCGCCCUACGUUGACGGCCGCGACCAUCGUGGCCCCGUCAUAGUCAGCCACAUCUUUUUGCUCAUAGGCUGUGCAAUUCCGUUGUGGCUCAGCUUGGCUGAUAUUCCCCGGUCCGGAGACGAUCCUUGGCGAGGCUGGGACGUGCAAAGACGAGAAUUGAGCAUGAUUUCAGGAGUGGUCUGCGUCGGUAUGGGAGAUGCCGCUGCAAGUCUGAUAGGUAGGCGCUUCGGGCGGACCAAAUGGUAUUGGGGAGGGGGGAAAAGCCUUGAGGGAAGCGUUGCAUUCGCUGCCGCGGUCACGAUUGGACUUUUCUUGGCCUGGAUCUGGCUCAGAGUCGGAGGCUGGCUACCUUGGGAUGGCGAUAUGGUUGCUGCAGGCACUGCAUUUGUCAAGUGUGCUAUUGCAGCCAGUGGCGCGAGCCUUCUAGAAAGCGUGCUGACGGCCGCCAACGACAACGUCGUGGUGCCUGUUGGCUUAUGGCUGCUUGUGCGCGGCUUACAGGUAUGA